Diaporthe batatas is the source of this 3435-nucleotide messenger RNA. RefSeq lists its product as uncharacterized. Gene Ontology annotation, biological process: mRNA processing. Lineage: Eukaryota; Fungi; Ascomycota; Sordariomycetes; Diaporthales; Diaporthaceae. The record is from RefSeq and is a predicted model, not a curated record. Gene Ontology annotation, cellular component: nucleus. The transcript is spliced from 4 exons. Gene Ontology annotation, molecular function: RNA binding; metal ion binding. Bases 275 to 2899 code for a protein of 874 amino acids.
GUGAAACAAGGAAUAUUGCUCGUGGUCCGGCAGUCCGCCUACCUCUUCGCGGCUAGCCUGCCGCCCGGCCCCACCAUAAAGCAACCCUUGCUGCAGCUUUUAGGAAGCUCUGGCGCGCAUCCAGUCUGCCAGUCCGCGGGAACAUUUCGCCUCGAGUCCAUCCAGCCAGACUUGGCCUCGCACCCUCGUGUCGCACUCCAUUCGGUCGCCGCAGCAAAGCAGUGUCGCAAACCAGCUGUCUUGAUGUCCCCACAAAAGUAGAAGGUUGGGAAAGAUGUUGUUCCCUGAGGAGGACUCGCCUCUGCUGAAGGCGUGGAUCGUCAAGCGCCUCGAGAAUACUUCUGACGCCGACGCCGAUGUGCUUGCUGACUACGUGCUGGCCCUCUUACACUCUGACGAUGGCACCGAGGAUGUCAAGUCAAAGUGCAUGUCCGAGAUGGGCAAUUUCCUCACAGAAGAUCCUUCAUCUUUCGUCAACGACUUAUUCGACAUAAUCCAGUACAGAUCCUACCUCCCCGGCGCCGCCCCUCCGCCGAAACCAGCCCCGACUGCUGCUCUCCCAACAAACCUACAAGGCCUCGGCGACCCAAACACAGGUCUGCCUUCCAUCCCUACUGGUCCUUCCGGUGGCAGCGCGCGCAAGCGUGGCUUCCAGGACCGAGGCGACUUCGCUGCGCCGACCGGCCGGGACCAAUUCCAAGGCGGCCGACAGUUCAAACAACCGCGUCGCGGCGGGGCCUACGGAGGUCGCAAGGGCUACGUCGACCUGGACAGGCCACAAUCGCUAUCACAGGACGACUACCAAUUCCAAAACACCCCAGGCCCGCAUGCGCUGUCCUUCGGGCAGCCGGGCCAGGUCCCGCAGAUCCCGCCGUUCGACCCGAGCAACCCCCUAGAGGCGAUGCGACAGCUACAGCAGAUCGGCCAGCAGAUGGGCCUCUCCAUGCCGCCCUUCGCCGGCUACCCCCAACAACAGCAGCAGCACGGCUUCCAGCAGAAUGCGCCGGCGCAGCAGGGGAGGAAGGGGCGGUGCUGGGACUUUGACAGGAAGGGCUUCUGCCCCAGGGGCAUCAAGUGCAAGUUCGAGCACAGCACUGGCACCGAGCCCGUCCCGUACAGCCUCCCUACGCCACAGCUCUCGGGGCACAUCUCGCUGCCCGGAGAAGGUCCGUUCCCUUCUCAGUUUUCCAGUACAGCGAUCGAGGCCGAGAGUCUCGGCUCUUCGCAUGAUUUAUUUGCAGCGCCGUUUGAUUUCAAUUCCUUUGUCGAUUUGUCCUACAGUCUUAACAACUUGAUGAGUCUGACACAACAAGCAGAGUACGACCCGACCUCCGCGACGCUAUCACCACAGAUAUCCCAAUUUCCGCAGCAGCAAGGCCCUCACCAGGGCAACACAUAUCCUAACCAGAACAGAAAUAACCGGCAGGGUCAGCAACGGCGGAAAUGGGGCCAAGGGCGGGCGCCGUUCUCCGCAGAAGGCCCGGUCAACGACAGGAGCCAGACCAAGGUCGUGGUGGAGAGCAUCCCCGAGGAGAACUUUGACGAGGACCAGGUGCGGAACUUCUUCGCGCAGUUCGGCAAGGUCGAAGAGGUCACCAUGAUGGGGUACAAGCGGCUGGCAGUGGUCAAGUUCGACAACUGGGCCUCAGCCAACGCCGCGUACAAAUCACCAAAGGUGAUAUUCGACAACCGGUUCGUAAAGGUCUUUUGGUACAAGGACGAGAAGCACGGCGACAUCGCGAACGGCGGCGGCGGCGCGAACGGCUUCAAGAACGGCCGCCCGGCUGCCGCCAACGGCGUCAAGCGCGAGGACCUCUCCGGAGGGGACGUGAAGAUGGAGGAGGACGACGACGAGCAGCAGAUCGACAUGGAGGAGUUCGCGCGCAGGCAGGAGGAGGCGCAGCGGCUGCACGAGGAGAAGACGGCCCGGAUGCGCGAGAUCGAGCGGCAGCGCGAGGAGCUCGAGCGCAGGCAGAAGGAGCUGCAGGCCAAGCAGGCGGCCGAGCGGCAGCGGCUGAUGGAGAAGCUGGCGCGCAAGAACUCGGCCGAGGCGGGCGGCGGCGGCGGCGCAGCAGCAGCAGCCGCAACCACGGCGGAGGGGUCCAAGACCGAGGCGCUCAAGGCCACGCUCGCGCGGCUCAAGGGGGAGGCCGAGGCGCUGGGGAUCGACCCGGACGCACAGCAACAGGACGACGGGGCAGUCCAGUUCCCGACGACGAGCUACGGCGGCCGCGGCGGCAGGGGAGGAGGAGGGUACUACCGCGGCCGCGGCGGCUACGCCCCGCGGGGCUCUGCGUUCCGAGGAGGGGGCGGCGCCGCGCGCGGCCGGGGCAACUUGCACGCGGCGUACGCGGCCUUCUCGCUGGACAACCGGCCCAGGACGGUGGCCGUCUCCGGGGUCGACUUCUCGGCGCCCGAGAAGGACGAGGCGCUGAGGCGGCAUCUCUUUGGCUUCGGCGAGGGCGUCACGGGGAUCCAGGUCACGCCCGCGGUGACGCACCUCAGCUUCAGCGACCGCAGGCAGGCGGAGCUGUUCUACAGCGGCGUCAAGGGCGGGCGGAUACCGGGUGUCAGCGACGGCGGCGAGGACGGCGGCGGCGCGGCCGUCGAGGUCUCGUGGGUCUCCGGGCCGGCGGCCGCGCUGCCUGGGAGUACCACUAUCACCACCACUUCUUCUGGUGUUAACCCCCCGACCGGCGGCGGCGGUGGUGAUGCUGAUGCUGCGAUGGACGAUGCGGACGCUGCCGGUAGGAACGGGGAGACGACGCAGGGGGGCGGCGAGCCGGAUGCAAAGUCUCAGGGCCACGAACAGCAGCAGCAGCAGCAGCAGCAGGAGUCUGGCGAGGCCAAGGAGGUGGUGGACUAUGACGUUGCCGGCGAGAACGAGUGGGACGAGUAGGGCCGGCGCCCAUCCGAGCGCUGUCGGUUGUGUUGGCACGGUAUGAGUUCACUAUUAGAGACUAGGCGGUCCUCCUCCUGGUCCUGUGGCCAGCAUUACCGCCACCGUCGACGGUUCACGUUGUGGAUUGCCGGCCGGGUGGGAGGGGGUAGGAGGUUUGAGGGGGGCCGUCUCUUGAAAAAAAACAAAGUCAAAAUGGUCAGAUGUUUAUGUGUAUGGUAUGGGGCAGGUAGGGUCAGUCGGUCAGUCGGUCCGGUCCGGUCAGGUCUACUCCUUCUUGCCCGGGGCAGUCGGCGCUGGGGCCGGAAGAAGGUGGCAGGCAGGCGGUGUCAAAACAAUACUUUGCAUAGCAUGGGCAGUCAGUCAGACAGCCAGACAGCAAGCAUGUCAUGGGGAGCCGGCGUAAACAUCGAGAGCAUCAUCAAUCAGGCCUGAAUCUUAGGUUUCUUAGGAAAGCAGACGGGAUAGAGCACAGCAGAGACCAGUCCAAUCCAGGCAAAGCAAAGCAAAGCGAAGCAGGCGGUCGGGAGGAGGGG